This is a messenger RNA of Ostreobium quekettii, 303 nucleotides long. The record is from the annotation of a GenBank genome assembly. NCBI's taxonomy places the organism in Eukaryota, Viridiplantae, Chlorophyta, Ulvophyceae, Bryopsidales, Ostreobiaceae.
AUGCAAAGUAUGAGAUGCAUGAGCGAUGAAUUUAUUUGUGCAAGCGGAGACAAUGUGAGUGAGAGUUGUUGUCCAACCCCUCAACACUUAGUUUUAAACGUCCUGGUGGCAUUGAGCAUUUUUUGGUGCAAUGAGAAGCUAGGUUUGUUAAGCAACUCCAGAUGUGUUGCCUUGUUGUGGGUGCAUGGGUAUCAACUAAUUGGACAAGGUGUGCACUCUGCUUUGCUGCAAGCUGAUGUUGACAGCUUUGUGGCUUCAUGUGCGAAAUUGUACUGGCAGACUAUUGUGCAGACUAUUAUGUGA